GGCUUACAGCGCGGUGUCUCUCACGCUCUCUGCUGCGCGGUUUGACGGUUACUGAUGAGAGCCCAGUGCCGGUGUUUGAUACUGUGAUACUGAGGUGUCUGUUGACAGGGGAGUGUGGAAUAUACCUCUCACCCGAGCCUCAGAAAUGGAAAUAUUUAACUUUGCCGCCCUCACCCUAGUUACCGCGUUAACACUAGUCAUAGCCCGAGUCCAUGGUUUCUCUGAGUACGUGAUAGAAAUUCCAAACGGUGACAAAGUUCCGGACCCCUGUAGUAAAGACAAGUUAUGGCGAGGAGUGGGGCACAUUAAGACCGAGGGCGGAGGGCAGAGGAACCCAUUCGGCAAAAUGUUUGCUGAGAAUGGAAAAGCAUGGACCGGGAUUGUCUGUGACUCGGAUUCUGAUGGGGAUGGAAUCACUAACGGGGCCGAGCUGGGAGAUCCCGACUGUGAGUGGAGCAAAGGCCAGACGCCGAGCCGUACAUACAAUAUAACACACCCAGGCAUCUGUGAGCCGCUGAAUAGCGAACAUUGCAGGAAGAAGAACUCGUGGUUGACUUGUCCAGAGGAAGAACCAGAAACAGAUCCCUUCUGUCCGGAAUUCUCCCAACCAGAUGUGAAGACUGUGGAUCUGAAGCUGAAGAGAACGAGUGUCCCGUCAAAGAGUAGCACCUGGAUGUGUCAGAUCCUACAAUGGCCGUCAGAGGGGGACUACCACGUGAUCGGAAGCAAGCCUCUCAUUGACAACAGUGACGUCGCUCAUCACGUGGUUGCCUUCGGUUGCUCAGGAGACGUGGAGAUGAGGGAGGGUCCCUUUGAAUGUAAAAUGACUCCAGACAAGCAAUGUCUAGACAUUCUUCUUACCUGGACCAUGGGGUCAAAGGGCGAAUGUCUGCACAAGAACGAGGGUUUCCGAGUGGGCAAAAAUGGCUACAAAUAUAUCGCUGUACAGGUCCACUGGAAUAACCCUGGUCAGAGAACAGGUCAUGUGGACGGUUCAGGACUACAGAUUUUCUACACCAGUAACAAACGUCAGUUUGACUCCGUCAUUAUGGCGGUGGGUCAGCAGUACCUGGCUAUUCCACCUAACACCCCCAGUGUAGAGUUCAAUUCUACCUGCCCGGCCUUCUGUACAGAAAAUAUGUUCCAGACGCCGAUCUUCAUCACCAGAGCCGUCAACCACAUGCACCUACUGGGAAUAAAACAGAAAGUCAGUAUUCACAGAGAGGGAAAAAUGAUCAAAGAAUUAACCAAUGACAAGGAAUACGACUAUAACUCGCCAACAUUUUACAGGUUUGAUCCACCAGUUGAAGUUAGGCCUGGAGAUGAGAUCCGCACCUCAUGCACCUACUCCAGUGUAGGAGUUAACAGGACUACUUUUUAUGGAGACAGUGUGACGGACGAGAUGUGUUUCGGUUUUCUGACCUAUUACCCGCAGCAGAAAUCAUACACACAAUUCUGUACAUCAUUUAAGAAUGUCCUCCUCUGUAAGCGAUAUCUCCCACGUCUCAAAGGGGUUUAUGAUAACUGUUCAUGGAAAGCUUUCAGGUAUGGACAGGACAAAACAGAAAUAGAAAUUACAAAGCAACUAAAAUCCGAGUGUAAUAAUAAGACCACGUGUUCCAGAGCAUGCGCAGAUGCAGUGGAGGCGAUGGCUAGGCAUCCGUGUAUGCAAGGCGAUAUCCAAGGUUACAUUAUAGAGCACUGGUCUAUGAAGGACGAGUUUCAGAAGUAUACAGAAAUGUGUAAGGAGAAGAUCUCAAAAACCUCAGUCACAGGUGCGAACAAAUCUGGUAAUAAUAGUGGAGAUCGUCACAAAACAAGCAUUGUUCUAUUGUCGAUGAUACAUUUAUUGGUAUAUGCCAUAGUACAUAGAUAGGGGGAAUAAACACGUGAUUAAGCAAGAUGUCUAUAUAGGAGAAAAAUCUUAAAUACUGAAAGAAAUUAGGUAAAGAGACUCUUAUUUAUUUUUCAUCUUAAAAGGAAAUUGGAGAUUCUGUAAUUAUAAAAAGAAAAUAUAAUGGGUAAAAACAAAAAGAAUGGUUCUGAAGUCUCUUGUUUGUAAUGUAAUCCAUUGUAAACAAAAUACAAGCACUCAAUCAGAUAUACUGUUACCAGUGUAUUAAACCAAGGACUAACCCUUUCAAUACUUUUAUUCAUGGUAAGGAAGUUUUCACCGGCAGACAUGUAUAUUCCUAUAACUGUAAUCUGAUAUACUGCAAGGAAAAUUCACCUUCUGAGUUUAUUCCUUUAGAUUUGAAUUGAAACGUUACUUUACUUUGAACAGUGUUUGUUUAUUUAAUGCUUUUCUGAGCAUCGUUAACCUCUUUAUAAAGGAAAACUAAAACAUUAUUAUAAACACAAAUUUGAUUCCGUGUUCAAAUUCCCUUUUAGCAGUACUUUUUCUCUAAAAAUUGGGAUUUUUUUUAAUCUCCAUACUAGAAUAUUCAUCAGUAUGAAUGACAUAAGAGCUAUUUUAUGUACAGUUGUACAUAGUAUUGAUUGUGGACGAAUGCUUGUGAAUUCAUUAAUUUUGUAAAGACAUUGUAUUAAUCAUUCCAAUCCUGAAAUAUUUAAAAGUAUUUUGUCUAAUGAUUUUAACCGUUCUUUAAAAUUCUCUAAAAUUGAUACCCACUCGAAAUUGAAAUUGAAUUGUAUUUUGUGUGACUUUUUGAUUUUGACUCAUAUUUUGAGUAUACUCUAUGGCCAUCAGACAUUUCGUUCAUUGUUAAUUUUACCUUUUAAAAUUAUUUUCAUGGUAUUCAUGAUAAUGUUUUUAUUCCGUAUCCUUUACAUUUGGUGAACAAAAAUUGUCAAAAUCAUCGCAGAUAAUUGAGCAAGAAAGUAUAUAUAUGUACAAUAUCCAGAUUACGUCAUGUUUAUUUUGGGAUGAGGAAAUCACAUAUCGAUAAAAUUCAAACGAGAGGUAACGAAGUUUGUGAUAGAAACAAUAUGUGCACAAAUGCUAAUUUUAAUAGCAUGCACUUAAUAGGGGUAAAUAAUUUUACAUGCAUUCAUUAUUCAUUUACCUGUUUUCAUUUGAAAAGUGUAAAUGACUUUUUGCUUCAGUAUUUAUCAGUGUAUGUGAAUGCAAUGUAAAUGUAUGUUUGUUGAAGUAAAUGAAAGAUCAAAUAAAUUUGUAUAAAUUUAUAUUUUUCAAAUUGAUUUAUACCAUGUUCACAGAUUUGUGUAGAUUUUUUUUUCAGAUCAAUCAUUGUUCAUUAUUUACACAUUUUUCAUUUGUUAUUCUUCAAAUCACCGAGGUCUUAAUCGACUGGAAACCUGGAUUUAAUGAAGCAUAAUUUUUAUGCAUGAAAACAAAACUCAGAAAAUAAACAAAUUUUACAAGUUUG
This is a messenger RNA of Saccostrea cuccullata (small rock oyster), 3350 nucleotides long. Its product is annotated as tyramine beta-hydroxylase-like. The transcript has 9 exons. NCBI's taxonomy places the organism in Eukaryota, Metazoa, Mollusca, Bivalvia, Ostreida, Ostreidae. The coding region runs from base 146 to 1876 and encodes 576 amino acids. Gene Ontology annotation, molecular function: dopamine beta-monooxygenase activity; copper ion binding. The record is from RefSeq and is a predicted model, not a curated record.